Messenger RNA from Styela clava, 3047 nucleotides. Lineage: Eukaryota; Metazoa; Chordata; Ascidiacea; Stolidobranchia; Styelidae. The record is from RefSeq and is a predicted model, not a curated record.
UUUAGUUGGGAUUCGGUCGAUGGAGCAAAAAAUAUCAGUUGAAUAUAAAAGAUGAAUUAUUAAAAGAAAAUCUUUCUGAGCAUACCAACAAGGUUGAUGAGAAUGAUGAUGGAUGUCUCGUCAAAGUUCAAAUGACAAAUAAGUUAUGCAUUGGCAGAGUGUGCAUGACAAAAGUAAUUACUUACACUGACAACAAUUUAACAUCAGAAACUGACUGGAAAGCUCAUUUAAUCGGUGGAGAUCUUGUACCCAGGAAUGUAAAAGCAGUGACGAAUACUGAGAAUCCAGAACGUUGCAUAAAUAUCACAUUUGAUGCCCCUUAUAAAGGCCAGGCAGAUGAAUAUAUUAUAGAAGCAAAACCGCAGAAAGGGAGAACCAAAAAGAUGACCUCUAAAUCUAACUCAGUAACUUUUGAAUAUCUUAGAAAAGGAGUGGAAUAUAAAUUUCUUGUGUUCGCGAGUCACAGUGCAAAGUCGAGUGUUGGAAGUCCCUCUAAUGCGAUCAAAACUGAAGGAGACAGCACAGGUGCAUUUUUCAAUUUUGGGGGUGCUAUGGGAACGUAUGACUUGAGAAAUGCGACAAUAUCUGGCAGCACAGCAAAUCUAAAUGUUAUCCUGGGAGAUGAUUUUGGCAAAGUCAGAGAUUUGGAAGGAAAGAUCACUCCUAAUCAGCGUAAUGACAGUAUGACAUUAACCUGGAAGAUCCCAUCAUUUGACAAUAAAUUAAACGAUUACAAAGUAGAGCACUAUAUUGUUAAAAUACAAAAACAAAAUGAUAACGAGGAAAAAGAAUUGGUGGUACCAUUCAUCAAAGGGCGUUAUGAGUACCCUACAAAACCUUAUGAUUUAGAAGUUGGACACACCUAUGACAUAUCAGUGGCAACCCUUUAUGAUGAUAUUGACAGGGAUGCAACUUAUAUAUCCAGUGCUGUAAAGAAAUUGGUUUAUACAAGGCCUUGUGAACCAAAAAUACAUUUCAACACUGAUGAUAAAAAUAACGAACUGAAGUUAGAGUGGAAUGAUGUUCGAGGUGCAUUACGUUACGAAGUUGAUAUAUACACACCCAACUCAGAAAGUCCUCUUUUCCAUAAUGACAAUGGUAAGAACACCACUUGGACGCGAGCUUUUGAUGAAACAUUUGGAUAUGGAACUUCCUAUAAAGCUGUUAUAACUGCUGUUGGACCUGGAAAUAAAACAAAUUCAUCAGAAACAUCAACAAAAACUAUCGGAGAAGAACUAGUGCCUACAAAUGUAAAAGCAACUAUAAAUGAAGAAAAAGUAACAGAUCCAAACACACAAGUAUUUUUAACAUGGGAGCAACCGGAAAAAAUGCCGAAUACAUACAAAGUUUUUGUUGACAACAAAGAAAUUAAUGAAAUAAAUACUAAAUUUGUUGGAUUAUCUUGCUUGGUAUCUGGCUUAAAAGCCGGCACAGAUUACCUAUUCAAAGUUGCUGGAGUUCAUACCUUUAACAACAAGGAAGUUGUCAGCGGAGGAUGCUUCUCGAACAAAAUACAAACAAAUCCAACUCCUACACAAGUGAAAAACUUGUUUGGCAAGCUCGGAGAGGACCCAAGUACAAUGGUUCACAUUGCAUGGGAUAAAGUUGAUGCUGAAAGACCAUAUGACUCAACAAAUUACAGAGUUUGUGUUACCACAGAAGAUGAAAAAUAUUACAGAGAAAUAUAUGUCACUACUGAGGAAGUGCUGUUUACAGGACUGGAACCUGCAACAACUUAUGUUUGCACAGUCGCGGGUGGUAACUCACUUGGAUAUGGAAGAAAUUCAGAGGCAUAUAAAAUAACUACGAAAUUCGGGACUCCAAAACGUGUUCAACUUUCAGCAAAAGGUAACUCAACUUCAAAUUCACUGACAUUGAGCUUUCUACAUGCUGAAGGAAAUGCUAAACAAUACAUUGCUGUGAUGUACAAACACCAGGAUACUGUAAAAUAUCAGGUUAUUGGACCCAUUUCUGUUGUAUCUGGAUAUAUAUUUGAAGGUUUAGAUUUGAAUUCAACCUAUUCAGUGAAAGUGCAUGGUGUAUUUGCAACUGGAGAAGGCGAUGCAUACUGGUCCAAUGAAUAUACAACAGCACCUGCAAGAACAGAAAUCAUAAAAGCUGAUUGCACAGUUGAUAACGAAGGAAAUUUGAGUUCAAGAGAAAUACAUAUAAAAUGGAAACCUGAUUCUGAAUGCAAUGAACAUGAAGUUCGUAUCAAACGUGGUCGUUAUAGUGUCAUAGAAACACCAUCCAAAUUAGAGAACGUCACUGCCAGUUUGGAAGAAAAAGGAAAUCACAUUGUGGUGCAAUGUGGUAUUGCUGGAAGGGUUUGUCCAUUCUAUUUCGUGCAGGCAUAUUGCAAUGGACAAUUGGAGGGAAGCCCACUUGAAGCUCAUAGCAAUGCAGAUAAAAAAGUGGCUGAGGUUAAUUUCAGUCCGAAAGUGCCAGCAGAGAAAUAUCACUUUGGAAUGUGGGGCGAAAAUUCAGGAAAAGUCAGAGGGAAAGCUUCUCAUUCUGAAACUGUUUUAUCAAGGCCAGAUAAAGGCAAAGUUCCUGUGGCAUAUUUGAAUGAUGAGAAUCCAAGCACAGAAAUUCAAAUAAAAUGGAGAGCUCAAACAAGAUGUGAAAAAUAUGAACUUAGGAUCUGCUGUGCUGAUCAAAAUAAACCAGAAAACAUAUUAAUAUUCGAUACAACUUCCUGCAAGUAUAAAUGCCAAUGCCCCGGAAGCAAAUACAAAGUGGCAGUCAGAAGUAUCUGUGGGACAGUUAAAGGGCAUUGGUCGGGUGAAUGUGAAAUUAUUUUAGCACCCAGUAAAGUGAAAUUGCUUGAAGAUGAUUGUCAAGAUCCUGUGAGAUUGGUUGCGAUCAAGUGGGAACCACUGAAACACAAACCACAAAAAUAUGUUGUUAAAUUGUUUGAAGGGCAAAAAGAACUUGCUACAGAGGAAACAAACGAAACUGAAGUUAGGUUUGAAGGAAUUGCCAAACCAGGGUCACUAUGCUACUGUACCGUGACAGCAAUUGGAGAUAAAAAAAACAAUUGGUAG